ACUCGACCUAGCCGUAAACGAAAAUCGAUUAGGCUCGACCUAUUGACUAGUUGAUUUAUGGUCAAAUUCAAUAAAGCUAACCCAAUACUCGAACCAGCCCGAAUCAACCCGAAUCAACACAAAUGUUGAGAAAAACAUUGGCAGCCAUCGCCGAAGGUUGCAUUUACCAACCAUGGCGGAUGAUAUCCCAGAGACAUUCAUCGGGCGCAUCCUCCACUGUCAACACUUUACUACUCCGUUCUCUCAAAGACCAUUACGUUGAAGUCUCUAACAUGGCUCCUCCUCCGAAGGUGAGUGCACCCGCGAAUUUCACAAUUCUUAAAGGAGCAUUAGAUUCUAAUGGUCCAGUGUUAAAAAGGACUUACAAAAAUGAGGAAAUUAGCAUUUCUGUUAUGCGUUUAGCAAAUUUAGCUUCGGAUGAGGAUGAUGAUGAUGGUAGAAUUAAUCAAUUGUUUGUUCAUAUUGAAGUAGCAAAGCCUAAAUUGGAUUAUUCCAUGCAUUUUCUAUGUGGGUUAUACCCGGAUGCACUUGGAAUUCAUUCUGUUGCUCUUAGACCUAAAUUGUCUCAAGAUGGAUUUCUUUUCAUGCCCAACAAAUACAGUGGCCCGCUUUUUGAACAUCUCGAUGAAGCAACAAGAGACGCUUUUCACAAUUAUAUCGAGGAACGUGGUAUAGAUGAGAAUCUUUUUCCCUUCCUUCAAGCAUGGCUUUAUUUAAAGUAUCAUCGGAAUCUUAUGCGUUAUUUUAGAACAGUUGCUAAGUUUAUUAAUGGAUCUGAGAUGUCAAAAGCAACAUACGAUUCAGCACCGUCUGCUGGUGAGUCCAUGACAGCUAAAGGUGCUUGAUAAUCUUGGAAGUUAUGGUUAUAGUUAUAAUGAGUUCUAUGAAACAAUGUACCUUUUGGCUCAACAUAUGUAGGUAACUGUUUGUGUAUCUACACCAAUCCUAUUGUCUUUCGAUUUACACGAUUUGGAUGAGGAAAAUCAUCCUGAUUACAGGUUAAAAUUUUGCUGAAGUUUACCAAUGAUUUUAUUUUUGAUUUCU
This is a messenger RNA of Amaranthus tricolor (Joseph's coat), 1044 nucleotides long. RefSeq lists its product as uncharacterized. The record is from RefSeq and is a predicted model, not a curated record. Lineage: Eukaryota; Viridiplantae; Streptophyta; Magnoliopsida; Caryophyllales; Amaranthaceae. Bases 123 to 845 code for a protein of 240 amino acids. Gene Ontology annotation, cellular component: mitochondrial matrix. The transcript has 3 exons.